This is a messenger RNA of Vitrella brassicaformis, 3819 nucleotides long. The record is from the annotation of a GenBank genome assembly. Lineage: Eukaryota; Vitrellaceae.
CUCUGUCGUUCACCAGCAGUCCGGUCGCAUCAGCAGCAGAUUCUGGACGGUCAGGGUCCCUCAGCUGAGUGACUUUGCUUUCGUCGAAUCGUCUCCGCCGCUCCCACCCACUGCAGCCAUUGCAAUUGCUUGUUGCUUCGUUGAUUCGUCACAAGGGGAAGAGCGCUAUCGCCAGUCAUUCUUAGGAAGAAUGGUGGUACAGACACGAGCACAGAAGGUGAGCAUAAGGAGAGUCAGCCACACGCCGUCGGGGGCCGUGUGGUGUCUCACCGGUUCUUGAGCGUGAAGCGCACGUCAACUCAAGGCGCAUGGCCUCAUUGUGACGUCCUUGCCGUCUGUCUGUCCGUCUGUGUGAUCCAUCAGGCUGCCGAAGCCAACAAGUCUGUUAGCGAGGCCGCGGGAGCUCAUCAGUUGGCCUCCGGCAGUCCAGCUGAUCAGGUCCAGCAGCCCUUGGCCAAUCCCGACGCACAUGAGCAUGUCGCCAAGCCCGCCAAGGAGCGCAAGAAGCGGACCGCACCGGCCCUCGACCAGAAGAACCCCACCAGUCGGCCUACUCAGCGCUGUCGGCCUGUGAAGAGGGAGAGGAGGGAGGAGGUCAUCGACAAGGGAGAUGCCCUCAUGGGGCCCUACGAUGACCAGGAGGACACCGAGCCCCUGCAGAGGAAAAGAGACAGGCUGUUCGCCGCUCGCAAACAGUGGACGGACAGCCGUGACGUCGGUGUGGGUAUCGGUGGGGCGAUGGGUGAGGGAUUGGGAUUGGGAUUGGUUACGGGGGAGCGGGGAAAGGCGGGACGGGCCGAGAGGCGUCUCAGUCUGGCGAAGGACUAUGAGGCCAAAGACGGUCAGACGCGGCGUAGCAGGUGAGUGAGAGAGGUCGAAAUAGCUCGAAGUUGAAGGCAUUCUCCCAAUCAUCGGUCUCUUGUCCAUUCCUGUCCAUGCAGGCAACAGAAGCAGGCGCCUUCGGCCGCUGCAGCGGCCGCAGCGGCCUUGGAGCCCUCAGCGGCGGAUCAGCAGAAGAUGGCCACCGAUGGUGCGGGUGGAGGGAAGGGAGACGUGUCUAUGGGCGGGAUGGGGGCGGGGCACUACGGGCAGCUGCGGAGCACCAAGUAAGACACACUGACAACACACUGACAACAUUGUGACCUUUCUUGCAUCUCUGUCUGUGUGUUGCACUUAGGGAGGAGAAGGGGUCAUCGUAUCCCUACGCGGCCGCUGCGGCCGCUGGGAAGCUUCCGGUGGCCGACAGCCCUCCACGCAGAUGGAUAUUCGACGGCGACUCGAGGUACCUGGCCAAACAGGAGGAAGAGUACAACAAGUAAGAGGAGACACAGCACUCAACCGACCACUGCCCACUGGACCCUCUCCUUGUGUCCUGCCAUGUUGUGUGGGUUUGUGCAGGCAGAAAGAGGGCUCGCCUGUUGCUGCAGCAGCGGCAGCGGCCAUCAACAGGGAGGGGCCGCACACACCGCACACGCCGUUCGAGUGUCAGCAGAGGGCCAAGUGAGUGGAUGAGUUGGGAGAAGGGCAGUCAGUGCUUGGCGCUGCGCUGCUUGCCUGUUUGAUUGAUUGAUCUCUCGUUGCGUAUCUGUUUAUCUUCAGUGUCCGUCGUGGUGACGGCGAUGUGCCUCGUCUGCCGCAGGUCCAGAUGAGGCAGGCAAAGCACGCCGGAUUGAGAGGGUGGCCGCGCAUCAGCCCCGACACUGUCAGUACUGCAGAAAGGCGUGCAAUCAAACAGCACGAGUCCAUCUCUGUCUGCCUCCAUCUCUGUGUGUGUGUCAGCUGGCGAGGUUCCUACAGGGUAAGUUCGACCACAGGGGCUUCUCCGGCUACACCAUCCUCGACGCUCGCUGGGAGGCCGAGUCCGACGGUAAAGACAGAAGAACCAACGAGGCCGUGUGGCGCCAUCCCGACGGACAGCCCUUGUCGGUGUUUGUGUGUCGGCAGGCGGGCACAUCCGCAAGGCCAUCCACGCCAGGACCAAUGCCGAGGCCAUCGACGCGCUGUGGGAUGAAAAUGGACAGCCGCGCCACGACAAAAACCACGUGAGAGAGACCGCCACACAGCCAGCCAGCCAGCCAGCCAGACAGACUUGUGUGAAUGCAUAGCCGCAUCUCUGUGUCUAUACGUGUGUGUGUUUGUGUGUCAGGUGGUCAUUGUCCAUUGUGAGUACUCACAGGAGCGGGGCCCCAAUCUAAUGAGAGCCAUAACCGACUACCGCGACAGCCAUGGCAGCUCAGUAAGGAAGAAGACCACACACUCACAGGCUGAGCCACAAGCAGCAUGACAUUGUGCCUUCUCCCUUCGUCUGUCUGUCUCUGUCUGUCUGUCUGCAGGAGGAUUAUCCGAUGGUGUACGUGUUGGAUGGCGGCUACAGGGCCUUCUGGCGGCACGCACAGGCCGUCAAGUGCGCACACCGACUUUGUGACGGGCAGUACAAGCCGGAGGACGCCCUCACGCACCAAGAGGUAACACGCACACACGCACACACGAGGGAUCGAAGAAAGAGAUGCCUCUUUUGAGACACUCCAUCUCUGCUUGUUUGUCCAUCAGUUGAAGGCGGCUCACCAGGAGCGCAUCAAUCGCGAUCCGGCCAAGCAGCGAGAGCUCGACAAAAGGACACGUCUGCGUCGCAGUGCCGCACCCGACGGACCUCACCCGCCCGCAGCGGCUGCUGCUGCUCCUGCGCCAUAUGUGUCCCCUGCGCCAUUCCUGCCUCUCGAAAUGCCUUCGCCAGUCAACUUCCCACCGCUUAUGGCCCCGCCACUCAUUCCGGCCGAUCGAGCGUCGCUGCCGUUCCGCAACACGGGCCGUGCUGCUGGUGGUGGCCGACACGGAUGGGUGUCGCCGCCUCGCCAGACGGCAUAUGGAGUGGGAGACAAAGACAUGCGCGGCAAGAAGUAAGACCCGCCCACUGCAGCAGACAGACACCCCUCUAAUGCAACUAUUCCCAUUUUUUCUCUUAUCUCCAUUUGUGUGUCGCACUCACAGGGAGGAGAAGAGGCCACCUUUUCCCUGUGCGGCCGCCGCGGCGGCCCAGCCGGUGGACAGCCCCCGACGCAGGUGGCUAUUCGACGGCGAGUCAAUGCAUUUGGUUGAAGACGAGGAAAUGGACGAGUACGAGGAGCCACCAAAGUACAACAGAUAGAGAAGACAGACACAUCAACUCAUCGAUCACUGCCCACUGAUCGAUUCUCUUCCCAUUCUGUGUUGUGUUGUGCUGUGCAGCCAGAAGCAGCCUUCACCCCCCGCAGCAGCAGCAGCAGCGGCCGCGGCAGUCAGCAGAACCCCACACAGGUGGAUGGAUGGCGGGGACGAUAAGUAUGAGGAGCCGCUCAAAUACGACGACAAGUACGUCACAUAGAGACAGGGAUGGCUGAGGCGUGAGACACACAAGCAAGUAUGCAUGACUGCCUUGGUGUGCUGUGCUGCGCUGUGCUGUGACAGGAGCCCACCCUAUGCAGCAGCAGCUGCAGCGGCCGCCCUCCCUCAAACACCACUUCCCAACUGUCCCGCCACUCCCAAUCGCAUGCCCCCCUGCGGCAGUGGAGGAGACCGAUCGAUAUCGCCGCCCCGUCCGACGGCUAUGAAGAGAAAGAGGGACGAUCGUAGCGACGAGCAAAGGAAGAAAGCGCCAAAGGAGUGAUGGCGACUGACUGACGGGCGGCGGGUGCAUGAGUAACUGAGAGACGCGAGUGGCUGGGCGGACUGACUGACUGACUGACAACCGAUGGACAGACAGACAGACAGACAGAGGACAAUCCAUCCACUCAUGCCAUUCAUUGAAGCCGGGGGUAUCGGUCGGCAAUUUCCGACCCGGAU